GCUGGGGUCCCCAGGCCGCGGCGGGGAGCCCGGAGACCACCAGGAGGAAGUCGGGCCCCGGCUGGAAUCCUCGGGCGGCCGGGGCGGAAGCAGGAGCCGAGGGAGGGGUGGCGCUGGCCCUUCCCUGCCCUGGCACCGGUGUCAUCCUGGCUCCGGGUCAUGGAGGUCAGAGGCCCGGCCGGGACGGUGUGACCCGGGCCGAGGCCCGUCCGGGGGCCGCCCGGGCAGAAUGUCACGAUGGAUGAGGGGGGCACGCCCCUGCUCCCCGACUGCCUCCUCUACCAGAUCUUCCUGAGCCUGGGCCCUGCUGACCUGCUGGCCGCCGGGCUGGUGUGCCGCCAGUGGCAGGCAGUCUCCCGCGAUGAGUUCCUGUGGAGGGAACAGUUCUACCGCUAUUAUCAGGUGGCCCGGGAGGUGCCCCGACACCCAGCGGCCACGUCCUGGUAUGAGGAGUUCCGGCGGCUCUACGACUCAGUGCCCUGUGUGGAGGUGCAGACACUGCAGGAGCACACGGACCAGGUCCUACACCUCAGCUUCUCCCACUCGGGGUACCAGUUUGCCUCCUGCUCUAAGGACUGCACGGUGAAGAUCUGGAACAAUGACCUGACCAUCUCCUUGCUGCACAGCGCAGACAUGAGGCCCUACAACUGGAGCUACACCCAGUUCUCCCAGUUCAACCAGGAUGACUCGCUGCUGCUGGCCUCAGGUGUGUUUCUGGGGCCGCACAACUCUUCAUCUGGUGAGAUUGCUGUCAUCAGCCUAGACUCCUUCGCCCUGCUGUCCCGAGUGCGAAAUAAACCGUACGAUGUGUUCGGCUGCUGGCUCACAGAAACUAGCCUUAUCUCGGGGAACCUGCACCGCAUUGGCGACAUCACUUCCUGCUCCGUGCUGUGGCUCAACAACGCCUUCCAGGACGUGGAGUCGGAGAAUGUCAAUGUGGUGAAGCGGCUCUUCAAGAUCCAGAACCUCAACGCCAGCACCAUCCGCACGGUGAUGGUGGCCGACUGCAGCCGCUUCGACAGCCCCGACCUCCUGCUGGACGCUGGUGACCAGGCUGUGCCCCCCUGCCGUGUCUUCGACCUGGGGUGUGACAGUGAGGACAGGGCAGCCGGCCCGGCUCUGUGUGCCCCAGGCCGUGCCAAGGAAGGCUUGCGGCGUGCGCUAGACGGCAUGUUGGACGGGCACACACGGCUGUCAGAGCGCGCGCUAGAGACCAGGGUGGCCGCACUGCUGGCCCAGGGCCGCACCAAGCCGCCUGAGCACAGCACUGCCAGGAACAAGUACCUCAUCUUCACCACUGGCUGCCUCACCUACUCGCCACAUCAGAUCGGCAUCAAGCAGAUCCUGCCGCACCAGAUGACCACGGCGGGGCCCGUGCUGGGUGAGGGCCGGGGCCCCGAUGCUUUCUUUGACGCGCUGGACCAUGUCAUCGACGUACACGGACACAUCAUUGGCAUGGGGCUGUCCCCUGACAACAGGUACCUGUACGUGAACAGCCGUGCCUGGCCACCCGGCUCAGUGGUGGCCGACCCCAUGCAGCCGCCGCCCAUCGCGGAGGAGAUCGACCUGCUGGUGUUCGACCUCAAGACCAUGCGGGAGGUGAAGCGGGCCCUGCGUGCGCACCGUGCCUACACGCCCAACGACGAGUGCUUCUUCAUCUUCCUGGACGUCAGCAGGGACUUCGUGGCCAGCGGGGCCGAGGACCGGCAUGGCUAUAUCUGGGACCGCCACUACAACAUCUGCCUGGCCAAGCUGCAGCACGAGGACGUGGUCAACUCGGUGGCCUUCAGCCCUCAGGAGCAGGAGCUCCUGCUGACGGCCAGUGACGACGCCACCAUCAAGGCCUGGCGCUCGCCCCGCACCGUGCGCAUCUUCCAGGCCCCGCGUCCCCGCCCUCGGCCCUUCUUCUCCUGGUUUGCCAGCCACAGGCGCUGAGGACAGCAGUGACUUGAGCUGUUGGGACCCAUGGCGGGCAACAGGCCCUGCAGUUCUUUCCUGUGUGGGCAGAGCAGCUUGCAGCAGCAAAGCCUUAGGACGGGCCUCAGGCCACACACCGAGCACGCGACCACUCACGCUGCCAGGCUCAGCACUCAGGGGCCACUGAGGGUGGCACCACAGACCCCACACUGACCUCGGGGCAGCCUGGGGUGCACAGGAUACAGGCCUCCCCUCCUACCCACCCCUCUCCCAGCCAGAGGGUCACAUAGCCCACACCUUGGGGUCCUAAGCCUGGGAUGGCAGCCCGGUGGCAGCAGAGGGCUCAGGCCCUGCACUCAGCUUGUGCACCAGUGGUGUCCGGCAGGUGUAUGGGCUGCUGCAGACACGUAUGUGUGCACUUGCUGCCUGGGAGGCCCUGAAUAAAGAGCUGGCCACAGCACAA
Heterocephalus glaber (naked mole-rat) is the source of this 2380-nucleotide messenger RNA. It is a transcript of the gene Fbxw5, whose product is annotated as F-box and WD repeat domain containing 5. Gene Ontology annotation, molecular function: protein binding. Gene Ontology annotation, biological process: protein ubiquitination. Gene Ontology annotation, cellular component: SCF ubiquitin ligase complex; Cul4-RING E3 ubiquitin ligase complex. NCBI's taxonomy places the organism in Eukaryota, Metazoa, Chordata, Mammalia, Rodentia, Bathyergidae. The record is from RefSeq and is a predicted model, not a curated record.